Messenger RNA from Zea mays, 2698 nucleotides. Its product is annotated as calcium-dependent protein kinase 24. Bases 869 to 2395 code for a protein of 508 amino acids. NCBI's taxonomy places the organism in Eukaryota, Viridiplantae, Streptophyta, Magnoliopsida, Poales, Poaceae. The record is from RefSeq and is a predicted model, not a curated record. Gene Ontology annotation, molecular function: calcium ion binding; ATP binding; protein kinase activity. The transcript is spliced from 8 exons. Gene Ontology annotation, biological process: protein phosphorylation.
AUUUAUGCUUUGCAAAUCAUACUGUUUCCAAUAAUUAUAGUUGGUCACUAUACACGGUUUUUAGCAGACAUGGACUCUUGCGUAUUUUCCAAUUUACAAAAGGAAAAAUAUUAAAAAAUAGUAAUAAAAAAGGGAAAAAAAACAAUGGAGACAUCGUCGUCGUCUCCUUCCUCCCUCCUUCCUGGUCGCCCAUGGAUUAUUCCAUAGAUACGACCUAGCUGCGCUGCUACAGCCCCCGCAUUUCCCUUCCCCCAAUCCUCUCCUCCACGAACACGCCCUCCCUUUUGCCCGUUCCCAGCCUCGAACGGCAAAUCAAAAGGCAGAUAUAUGAGCUCUUGGUCAUCGUCUCCACGCCCCAUUGGUAGCCGCCUCUGAAAUUCCUAUAAAAAAAGAUAUAUGGGUGGAGCCAUCACCCACGCCGCCAAGAUCCUGUCUUCUUGCGCGGCCAGCUCGUAGCUCCACGCCGGAUAGAUAGAAGAGGCCAACCUUUCCUCCCCGCUUGCUCCCCUUUUCUUUCGGCAGGAUUGCACAUCUUCCCCCACGUGACACCUGAGAAAGUGAGAGCACAGAUUUCUUCUUCCCCUUGCUGCUGCCGUUUCUCGUUUCCGUUCCUCUCUGCUCGUGGGUUUGUCAUAGAUAAACCUCGCAUAAAGCUUCGUUCCCUCGGCUCUUGGUCCCAAUCGGCAGGGCUCCUCCGCUUACCCGCUCCAAUUUCUCCCCCCCCCCCCCCCCCCCCCCCCCCUGUUCUUCUGUCUCCAACCCGCGGGAAUCCUUGAGGAGUUGCAGGAAUUUGUAGCGAGAGGCUCCUUUCCUGCUGCGGAGGCCGUCGUACGGUUCUUGAUCCGGGGAGCACACCUGGGGCGCGCCAAUGCAGCCGGACCCGAGCGGGAACACCAAUGCGAAGGCGAAGCUGCCGUUGAUGGCUCCGGCGCCGUCGUCGGGGCGCCCGGCGUCCGUGCUGCCGUACAAGACGGCGAACGUGCGGGACCACUAUCGCAUCGGCAAGAAGCUGGGGCAGGGGCAGUUCGGCACCACGUACCACUGUGUGGGCAAGGCCGACGGCGCCGAGUACGCGUGCAAGUCCAUUCCCAAGCGCAAGCUGCUGUGCCGGGAGGACUACGAGGACGUGUACCGCGAGAUCCAGAUCAUGCACCACCUCUCCGAGCACCCCAACGUCGUCCGCAUCCGCGGCGCCUAUGAGGACGCGCUCUUCGUGCACAUUGUCAUGGAGCUAUGCGCCGGCGGCGAGCUCUUCGACCGCAUCGUCGCCAAAGGCCACUACAGUGAGCGCGCGGCAGCGAACCUCAUCAAGACCAUUGUCGGGGUCGUGGAGGGAUGCCACUCGCUCGGGGUCAUGCACCGGGACCUCAAGCCGGAGAACUUUCUCUUUGCCAGCACCGCUGAGGAAGCCCCACUCAAGGCCACUGACUUUGGGCUGUCCAUGUUCUACAAGCCCGGUGAUAAAUUCUCUGAUGUCGUUGGAAGCCCUUAUUAUGUUGCACCAGAGGUACUUCAGAAAUGUUAUGGUCCAGAAGCUGAUGUGUGGAGCGCAGGGGUAAUUCUGUACAUUUUGCUUUGUGGUGUCCCUCCAUUUUGGGCAGAAACUGAGUCUGGAAUCUUCAGGCAGAUUAUGCGAGCCAAACUUGAUUUUGAAUCUGAACCCUGGCCCAGUAUUUCUGAUAGCGCUAAGGAUCUGGUCCGCAAUAUGCUUACUCGGGAUCCUAAAAAGAGAUUUAGUGCUCAUGAGGUUCUCUGCCACCCAUGGAUUGUUGAUGAUGCCGUGGCGCCUGAUAAGCCUAUUGAUUCUGCUGUUCUCUCAAGGCUGAAGCAUUUUUCGGCAAUGAACAAGCUCAAGAAGAUGGCAUUAAGGGUUAUUGCUGAAAGCCUGUCUGAGGAAGAGAUUGGAGGCCUCAAGGAGUUGUUCAAGAUGAUUGAUACUGACAAUAGUGGGACUAUAACAUUUGAUGAGCUGAAAGAUGGCUUAAAAAGGGUAGGCUCCGAAUUAACAGAGAACGAAAUCCAGGCUCUAAUGGAAGCAGCUGAUAUUGAUAACAGCGGAACCAUCGACUAUGGUGAAUUCAUCGCAGCUACUCUGCACAUGAAUAAGCUGGAGAGGGAGGAGAACUUGGUUUCGGCAUUCUCAUUUUUUGACAAAGACGGAAGUGGCUUUAUAACCAUUGAUGAACUGUCACAAGCAUGUCAUGAAUUCGGUCUUGAUGACGUCCACCUCGAGGAUAUGAUUAAAGAUGUUGACCAGAACAAUGAUGGCCAAAUCGACUACAGCGAGUUCACAGCGAUGAUGAGGAAGGGCAAUGCUGGUGCAACAGGAAGGAGAACCAUGAGGAACAGCUUGCACUUGAAUCUCGGCGAACUCUUGAAUCCCAGCAAAACCUAGCGUGCAUUGGAAGGUCUUGUCGGGUACAUUCCCAUGGCAUAUGAAGAUUUUGGAUGCGUUGUCGAUCGGCUGGCCUAUUCUGAGAUGUUGAGCGGUUGUCCUGUGGUAUUACUAAGAUGCUGAAGAAUUUUCCUAGAAGUACAACUGCCCUGCGGCAUAUAUGUAUAACUGUCGAUGUAAUGUAGAUUGAACAUGGUCUAAACAUUACUUCCCUAGAAGUACAACUUCUCUGCUGUCAAGUGUGUGUUUAGUUGAUAUUGAAUAGCAAUUUCUUUCUCUAAUUUCAUUGAUGACUCUUUUUUA